Messenger RNA from Globicephala melas (long-finned pilot whale), 2070 nucleotides. RefSeq names its product activating signal cointegrator 1 complex subunit 1 (gene ASCC1). Gene Ontology annotation, molecular function: RNA binding. Lineage: Eukaryota; Metazoa; Chordata; Mammalia; Artiodactyla; Delphinidae. The record is from RefSeq and is a predicted model, not a curated record. Gene Ontology annotation, cellular component: nucleus. Gene Ontology annotation, biological process: DNA alkylation repair; regulation of DNA-templated transcription.
GGACCAUUUUCAUGAGAAUCCCCUGGAUGUUGGUCAAAAUGGAGAUUCCUGUGCUGUAACCUACACUGAUUUGGAAUCUCUAAGCAGAUACAAGCUUAUGUUCUUAAAAAGAAUCCUUCCUUUUGAAAAAGUCUCCGUAUCAAAAAGACGCUGAAGGAAGUACCCUGGUACAAUGGCAAAUUAUUACAAGCAAUCAUUAAACUCCAUCAUCAAGAAGUCAUUCCAAAGAGCUGGAUUACCAUUCAAAAAGAUGCUGCAGCUAAAAGCAGUAUUCCACAGGACUGUUGUUUGGAGAAAGUAUCAUGGAAGUUCUGCGUCCACAGCUUAUAAGAAUUGGUGGACGGGUUUACAGGAAGAAUCCCAUCCAAGAGCAGACUUAUCAACAUGAAGACGAAGAUGAUGACUGUUAUCAAGGUCUCGUGGAGUGUGCAGAAGAGUCCUGUGAAGGCUAUGAGGUGGUGCAGACCCCGCAAGGUUUCCGGUGUACUCUGAAGGCCCCCAGCCUGCUCUACAAGCAUAUAGUUGGAAAGAGGGGCGACACUAGGAAGAAACUAGAAGUGGAGACCAAAACUUCCAUAAGCAUUCCUAAGCCUGGACAAGAAGGAGAAAUUGUAAUCACUGGCCAGCAUCGAAGUGGUGUAAUUUCAGCCCGAACUCGGAUUGAUGUUCUUUUGCUCACUUUUAGAAGAAAGCAGCCCUUCACUCACUUCCUUGCCUUUUUCCUCAAUGAAGCUGAGGUUCAGGAGCGAUUUCUGAAGUUCCAGGAGGAAGUACUGGAGAAGUGCUCCAUGGAUCACGGGGUUGAUAGCACCAUUUUCCAGAAUCCUAAGAAGCUUCACCUAACUAUUGGGAUGUUGGUGCUUUUGAGUGAGCAAGAGAUCCAGCAGACAUGUGAGAUGCUACAGCAGUGUAAAGAGGAAUUCAUUGAUGACAUUUCUGGGGGCAAACCCCUGGAAGUAGAGAUGGCGGGGAUAGAAUACAUGAAUGAUGAUCCUGGCAUGGUGGAUGUUCUUUACGCCAAAGUCCAUAUGAAAGAUGGCUCCAACAGGCUGCAGGAAUUGGUUGAUCGAGUACUGGAACGUUUUCAGGCAUCUGGACUAAUAGUGAAAGAGUGGAAUAGUGUGAAACUCCAUGCUACAGUCAUGAAUACUCUAUUCAGGAAAGACCCCAAUGCUGAAGGCAGGUACAACCUCUACACAACAGAUGGCAAAUAUGCCUUCAAGGAAAGAGAAUCAUUUGAUGGCCGAAACAUUUUGAAGCUAUUUGAGAACUUCUGCUUUGGUACCCUAAAGCUCAAUUCAAUUCACAUCUCUCAGAGGUUCACAGUAGACAGCUUUGGAAACUAUGCCUCUUGUGGACAAAUUGACUUCUCCUGAGGUGGAUCUUGGGAAACACUGGAAACUAAACAUCCUCACAAGUUGGUUGACUCCACGGAUGUGGAACCCAUGGAUAUGGAGGGUCGACUGAACCACAUUUUGUUCAUCCAGUCUUCCAUCGAUGGACACUUGGGUUCCUUCCACUUCUUGGCUGUUGUGAAUAAUGCCCUAUGAACAUGGGUGUACAAAUAUCUGAGACCCUGCUUUCAAUUCCUUUACUACUUAGAAUUUAAACUUUAGCAAAAUAACUGGUAAAGUUUUUACCUUUUACUUUGAUCUGUCCUUUUUCUUUUGAAGUUGGUACCUUUUAUAUUUCUUAGAUUCCUGUUCCUUCACCCUACGCUAACCCUUGCCUUCCCAUGCCACUGAUGGAGCUGCAGUAUUGUAGCUCUUUUCUGUUUACUUCUCAGGGCAGCAGCAAUCAAAGCAAUGGUGAUACCAUCAGGACUAUGCAGAGUUCCCUGGGAGAGUGUCAGCCACAGAAGGCACUCACUCCUUCCUUGCUGCAGACCAGCAAAGGGAGGGAGCUCCCAGCGCAGGUUUGCCCCACCCAUCAGUCCUGCCACACUCUCUGCUGGGGAGCUCCAGCCUCACUGUUGUUACCUCUCAUCUCUACCCCCUCACAGCCUUUCUCCCUCCAUGGCCUCUCUUUUUCCUUCAUUCCUUAGUCUUAAUCUUGAUUCUUACUUUCUAU